Molecule: messenger RNA, 405 nt
Organism: Drepanopeziza brunnea f. sp. 'multigermtubi' MB_m1
Lineage: Eukaryota; Fungi; Ascomycota; Leotiomycetes; Helotiales; Drepanopezizaceae
Source: RefSeq, a predicted model, not a curated record
AUGCUUAAUGCUUCUUUCGACGCUUUCAAUAGCUGUGAAACAAAAGAGAGAGGUGGAAAAGCUGAAGGUCUUGAGGGAGGUCUUGAGGGAGGUCUUAAGGGAGGUUCUAAGGGAGGUUCUGAAGGAGGUCUUGAAGAAGAUUGUAGUAAAGGCGGAGGAGGUGGACCACCAAAUCGUUUGCCACUUGGCCAAUGCAUCGAAAUCAAAGCCACAAUAGCAAAUGAGAAUAGGGAGAUUGCAGACGAUGAAGGACAGCGCGAGGACGGGACUACCUACGAGGGCAACGGAGCCGAUACAGAGAUACUCGAGAUCGAAUUUCUCGCGAGCAAGAAACGCAAACGCUUAACGAGGCCAAGUCCUGCUGAGGUUGAUCUGGAAGCAAUCGGCUUAAGAGGCUAUACAUAG